This is a messenger RNA of Neogale vison (American mink), 1534 nucleotides long. It is a transcript of the gene MTFMT, whose product is annotated as mitochondrial methionyl-tRNA formyltransferase. Gene Ontology annotation, biological process: biosynthetic process; conversion of methionyl-tRNA to N-formyl-methionyl-tRNA. Lineage: Eukaryota; Metazoa; Chordata; Mammalia; Carnivora; Mustelidae. The transcript has 10 exons. Gene Ontology annotation, cellular component: mitochondrion. The record is from RefSeq and is a predicted model, not a curated record. Bases 319 to 1293 code for a protein of 324 amino acids. Gene Ontology annotation, molecular function: methionyl-tRNA formyltransferase activity.
UUAGGUACCCUUGGGUCUUGUUUUUAUAAGAAAAAUUUCAACCCAUCCACUUCUUUCCUCUGUCUGUAACACAGAUAUGAUGGUGAAAAGGACAUCCAAGGACAGAAGUCAUUACAUUACAGACCUCCAGCCUACUAUUGUGAAUUUGUCAAUGUUGAUGCGUAAUCAGACAGCUUACUUGAAUAAUUCCAAAUUGUGUGAGAAGCAGCAGUUCCCGCAGAGCAUUAAGGAGGCACCACAUGGAAAAACACAUUAAAUUCAUCCAGGCAAGAGCUCGAGGCUUCUGGGAAGAUAUCUGAACUUGGCAUUGAAGAAUGGAUGUCAUUAAGGGAAAACAAAGAGGAAGAGUUAAUCGAAAAAUUGGAUGUGGUCACAGUGCCCUCCCCAUCCCCAAAAGGACUACCAGUGAAGCAAUAUGCUGUCCAGUCUCAUCUUCCAGUGUAUGAAUGGCCAGAUGUGGGAUCUGGAGAGUAUGACGUUGGAGUGGUAGCUUCAUUUGGCCGACUUUUGAGUGAGGCUCUUAUUCUUAAAUUUCCCUAUGGCAUAUUGAACGUCCAUCCCAGUUGCCUCCCGAGGUGGCGUGGUCCAGCCCCUAUAAUCCACACUGUACUUCACGGAGACACAGUUACCGGAGUGACGAUUAUGCAAAUUAAACCUAAAAGGUUUGAUGUCGGCCCAAUUCUCAAACAGGAAACGGUUCCUGUGCCACCUAAGAGCACUGCCAAGGAACUGGAGACAGUGCUGUCAAGACUGGGGGCCAACAUGCUUAUUUCAGUUUUGAAAAAUUUGCCUGAGAGUUUGAGCAAAGGAAGGCAGCAGCCAACUGAGGGAGUGACAUAUGCCCCUAAGAUUUCUGCUGGUACCAGAUGUAUAAAAUGGGAGGAACAAACUUCAGAGCAGAUAUUCAGACUUUAUCGUGCCAUUGGAACUAUAAUUCCGUUGCAGACUCUCUGGAUGGAUAAUACCAUUAAACUUCUGGAUUUGGUAGAAGUUAAUAGUUCAGUCCUCGCUGAUCCAAAAUUAAGAGGACAACGUGUUACUCCAGGAUCAGUAGUAUACCACAAACAGUCACAAAUACUGCUGGUUUGUUGCAAGGAUGGCUGGAUUGGUGUUCGAUCAGUGAUGCUCAAGAAAACACUAACAGCUACUGAUUUCUACAAUGGGUAUCUGCACCCCUGGUACCAGAAAGAUUCCCAACCUCAGCCAAGGCAAUGCAGAUUUCAGACUCUCAGACUUCCAAUAAAGAAGAAGCAGGGGAAAAAAAUUGUUGCUAUGCAACAGUGCAUUAAGUAGUUAGGAAGUAGAUGGAUAAGAACCUACUACAUAUUUGUAAUUUAUUAAAAGCCUUUUGUACAAGGAAUUACCUUGACUAUCAAAGAAGAUGACACUGUUGGAGGGAAAGGAAGGAAGAUUAUUGUCAAAAGAUGAAUUACUUCACUUCCCAUUUUUUGUUUAACAGUAGUUAAAACCACUUUUCUAUUUGAAUAACAAAAAGAACUUUAAAUAAAACUUUUAUUUAUAAUGUGAAACUCAA